GCCGAAUUGCGGUGCGCUCUUUUGGGUAUUGCUUUCAAGGGGCUUGCCUCAGUGCGACUCGACUGGAAACAAAAAUAUGUCUCUCGACCUUUGUGUCGGUUAUUCUACCGAUUAAUUGUUUUAAAAAUUCAUUUCUGUAUGGUUUCCGGCGCUUUCUUAGCGAAGAUGAGGCAGAAAACGCUGGGUUCUGUCGUGGGUUUGCUUUGCACAGGGACCUGUUUGGCGCAGGGCAAGGAGUUCUGUUUCGGGGUGAACAAUGAGAAGUACAGAUGUGAGAUGGGCUACUGUUGCGGCGAGACGGAGUGCUGCACGUAUUACUACGAGCUGUGGUGGUUUUGGCUGGUCUGGACUCUGAUCAUCAUGCUGAGCUGCUGCUGUGCAUACAGACACCGGCGUGUUAAGAUGCGCCUGCAGCAGGAACAGAGGCAGAGAGAGAUCAGCCUCAUGGCCUAUCAGGGAGCCUCCAGCUCCUUCAUCUCUCCACCACCCCUAAACCUGCGCUUCUGGACGGACUGCAAGCUCCCUGACUAUGAGGAAGUAGUAGGCCACCCUCCCACCCCUCCUCCACCUUACUCCGAGAAUCCUCCAGAAAUCCCAACCUGCACUCAGCCGACUGUCAGUUGUUCAGAGUCAGCCGUGGUGUUGGAGGCAGCGCAGACGGAGAACGACGCUUGUGAUUUGCAGGAACCGAAUCUCGCAGCAGCCGCAGCCCAAUCAGAAUGCACAGAGCAUGAAGAGCCAGAUGUCCCCCUGGAGGAGGAGCUAAACACCAGACGGAGACACGUGACGGGUGACUCGGGCAUCGAGAUGUGUGUGUGCCAGCUGGACACAGAUGAGUGCUCCGGGAUGGAGGAGGACGAGGGCAGGAUGUGUCAGGUGCCUGGUGGGAGCUGCUGCUCGGAGAGACAGGCUCUCAGACCCAAAGAGAUCUCACACUCACCAACAUCCAAUGGAGAUCAUGUGGUGUGAGUCACAUGACGCGUAACGUUGCCUGCAGUUGAAGGGCAUACGGCUUUGUCGUGGUUGGCGUCGUUUUUAUGUUUUUUUCGAGCCAACCUCUAAGGCAACCUUGAAGUGCACAAGGCAGGGUGUUGGCAUGUUUUGCCAUUCGAAUAACAACUGAAUAAAAAUAAGGACUUUGCUCUUAUGUUACCACUAACAAUAACAAAAUUAGGUUUUUUCUAGAGGAGAUUUUUGUAUUUAGUGGGUUGAAGCGCUCUUGUUUUUGCUUUUUUUGGGAGAAAAAAAAGUGAGAAGAAAGAAAGAGCCAUGCUUUGAAGCUCCUUCACAUUUCAGUUAACCAAAUAUCUCACUUGUCUUUGUGGCCUGGAAUGGGACACCCCUUAUUUUUCCCCCUUCUGUGUGACAUUUCAGUUCAGCCAUGGCGUCAUGGCCUGUCGGUCACUGACUUUCCUUGCACGGAGGCUGAAAGACAGAGCUUGAAACAGUGCACCAGGACGAGUCUGACUGCACGCUUUGUUUUUCACAAGGCUCUGUUAAAUAGAGUGCAGCUGUGGGGCUGACAUCAGCUGAGCUUCAUCCCUCAGGAACAGAGCCACACACUGAAGAUUAGAUAACCGUAAGAACACCUUCCGCAGGAGAGCCACAGAAAGACACCGUUACACACUCUGUGCUUUGCAUACAUGACAUAGCUUGUUCGCAUUUAUUGUGAAAAUGAUGCAGGGUAGAGUUGGCGUAAACCGCAGUGAUUUGAGUUUUUAUUAACAUCUUAACAUAGGGAUGGGUGAUAUAACAAAAUACUGACUUGAUACUAACCACACACCAGCAAAACAGCAGUGCCACAAUAUAACGACUUUCUUUUUCUUAUUCAAACUAUUAAAAAAGUAAAUGAUUUAAAUAGAAGUGAGAACACGCAUGACAUUAUCCACCCCUGUUUCACAGGUGAUAGCAGGUGCAUUACUAGUCUUGCAGCAUUGGAGAUUUUGCCUUAUUGUGGAAAUGAGGGAAAAAUACCCAGGCCUCUUUAAUUAGGCUGCUUUCACACUAGGGUUUUUUUUUUUUUUUUGAAGAGGAGGUUGUUUAUCUUCUUUGUAACAUUGGAGGCAGAAAAUUUAGAGAAUUUGAGCUGCUUGUGCAACGUGCUUGUAUACAGCUACAGUUAAAUUAGGAAUGCCACAUUGCAUACCAAAAAUGUAAAUAUCUCAAAAAUACACAAGUUGUUCUUUUUAGUUAUGUUGCUAUGUUGUAAUAUUGCCAAUUGUUGAUUUUUGACAUAAAUCUCCUCUCUAACCAGACUAAUUUUUCGCCAGCAUUCUGUCCUCCAUGUUGGUUUUUCUUGCUUGCCCACUAACUUGCGACCUGAUUGGUCAGGAGGUUUUAAAAAAACAAACAAAAAAACCUAGACAGCAAAGGACGUUUUUCCGUGAAGUCAAACUUUUUCAACUUUUGAAGCUGUGUAUCCAGUGUGACUGAAUAAAAUACAAAACACACACUGGCCGAGUGUGAAAGCAGCCUUAGCGAUCUCAAAUUAAAGUUUCGUUUACGCUCCAGAAUAAUUUCUACCCCAGUGUGGGUCUGAAGGCAGCAUAUGGGAUGAAGAAGAUUUUGACAUUUUGACCUAUUUAUUUAGGAGUGACACUGCCAGCUUCAGCUUUAGCUCCCUUGGACCAUAUGCCUGUAAAGUUAGCAUUUAUUUAAAAAAAAAUUAGUUGGCAACUGCCUUCUCACCAAAAUAAAUGUAAUCCAGUGCGUAAUACGUAACAAGGGGUUUUAAUAGCUUCUAAUAGCAAGGAUUUUUUUUUUCCUGCCAAGAAAUGGCAUGUAUUGUGUUUUAAGAAACCUGAAGUGGAAUGAUAACUUUGAAUACUUCAACGUGAACCUUUUAACGUGGGCCCGGAUUUUGUAACUGCCACUUGAGAAACGAAACUCACAUUUUAUACCACUUUUGUAAGUGACUGAGUUGCUUUAAAGGAAUACUCCAGCAUAUUUUUCAAUCUUUUUUUUACCAAAUCUGUAGUGUGUGUGCGAUUAAAACAACCGACAUGUAGAAAAAAUACCCCACAAAAACCUGUUUCUACAAAACUGACUUAUAAUGGCAGUCUUAUAAGGGCAGUUGUUGUAUUCUUUUAAUAAAUGUGUUAAAAUGUUAAUAAAUGUGCAUAUUUCCUCCAGUGAAGAGAUGAAAAAUAUUUUAAAGAAUUUUCAGAGCUUCAUUUAUGAUCACUUUAGAGCGAAGGAUUCAUGAGAGCGCUGUACAAAAAUACAUUUUGCAUAAACAUUCAUUAGCGCAGUUCAACAGCUGCCCUUAGGCUUCCAUUUAGUUUUGUGUAAGCAGUGUUUACUUUCUUUUCUAAGUACAGCAGAGGUGCCAACUAUGCCAUAGCAUUUACAAUUUUUGAUAGGGCAGACACCUGAAAACUACGCUUUUCUAUUUUUGCAGAUAAGCAGCAGUCAAAGCAAUUGUAAAUAAAAUUCGUACGGCUGAAAAGCCAAUACACUGAAGGGGAACGGAGACAAGACGUGAAAGAUGCAUGUACCUCUGGUAGUGGUUACUUUCACAUUGCGCUGACUUUAUCUGGGUGAACUUCGACCACUGAAUUCAUGAGCCUUGGUCUUGUGAGCCAAUAGAAAAUGAGGGCGGAGCUAGGGUCUCGUUAGUCGGUUAAAAAAUGGAGGGGCUACUUAUUGUGAUGUAGCAUCACACUUGAAUUUUGUCACAAUUUUUUCUGUUGCUUGGGGCACAUCUGGAAAUAAAAUUAGCCAUCUCAUCCAACGACAUGAUAAACCGACAAGGUUUUGCAAUAAAAUGCUAUGAUUUCCUUGUUAGCAAUGUUGGCACCGCUGACGUUUAUUCAUACAGUUCAGCAUCCAGGUUUGUGUAAACAGGUUUUUCGUUCUUGUAUGGGAGAACGUGUUAAAAAUCUUUUCCACGGCAGUCGCACAUAUACUACAGAUGUGGUGAGUACAGAUGUGAUGUGUCGGAGAGGUGUUGGCAGAAACGCGGAGUCUCAGCCAGUGCUGCUAUUUUGACCCAUGUUUGCGUGGCUUCAGACAGAGUUUUAUUCACGGAUGUAUUGAUGUGUUGUUUUUGUUUUGGAUUGUGCCGCACGACUGCACCGGGGUCUGGGUACACUCUUUCGGCUGGCCAUCUGCAAGCACUGGGCCUCAUUUAUCGAACUUUUAGUAAGGGUUUUUGUUUUCGUAAGCCAAACCGAACUAAAAACUCCCACCAAAUUUACAGAAGUUUCAGUGAAGCUGAUUUACUCGCAUCUGUAUGUUGAUAAAUGCCAGUCGUAAAUUACCCAACAAGUUCAUGGCACGCCCACAAAACUCCAUAAAAGACAAAGCUCACAGUGAGCUGAAAACAACGAGAUGGUGACUGAAUGGUGAAAGAGCGCCACCUUAACCGCAGCGUGUGCUAAAUCUUCCAGUGAUGCAGUUCAGCCACUGCAGCGAGUCGGCUAGUAUAGACUUAGGAGCUCUCGUAGGAUAUAUAUGUGAAUGGUUUUUUUCCAAACUAACUGAGUUUUCAUGAAUUUCUUGUGUAAAUGCUAUUCUGAACAAUUUACCACUAAAUUCAUUCAUAUCCAGUUUGAUAAAUGAGGCCCUCUGAAGUAGUGUGAACCACUUGAUAUUUUCCACUCAUAUGGGAAUUCCUCAGUAGGAUGAAGGCAGCCGUGUGUGUGCUUCUUGCACUUUAAAAGACACGCCAACAUCAACGAUCCUGUGGAACACAUGAAACACAUGUUGGCGUGUGUAAUUGGAGCAGAACGAUGCUCAGCUCUCACAUCGUCCUCGCUUUCGAUCCACUUUCAGCUUCACCACUCGAGUGCACUGAUUGACUAUUAUUAGCACUUGCUCUUAUUACUCUAACUGGUUGGAUAAAUCGAUUCGUUUGCGUGGCUUGUUUUCAUUUAAUCUCAUAAUUUCGCAUAAUUUGUGUGUAUUCAUAACCUGUGAAGAUGUUGAAGUCUGUUACCAUGGUGCGGAAUAGAAUCGAAAAAAUGUUUUGAUGCACCAGGAAGCUGCUUUGCUAGGUGACUGUAAUGCGAAUCAGAACAUUUUGAUCAUACGGCAGAUGAACUGGUGGUGCUGCCUCAUUGUGGUAAUGAAAAACCCACAAAUGUCUUUAUAGAUCUUAAUCCAUACAUAGAAGUUUUUAUAGCAAAACCGCGCUCUAGAAUUAUUUCCGGAAAAUUCCACUUUAGGUUUAGAGCCUCUGAGGUGUAGAUAAUUGAUUUUUCAUAUUAUGGUUAUAGUUCAGGUGAUUUCAAACAGGAAAAGUGAGCGUGCGGUAUAUGUGCUUUCAGUAGUGUAGAUAUUUUUCCAUUUUUCCAUGUUUCUGGAAUAUGGAUGCUAAUUUCUGCCAUGUAAGAAUAUAAUUGCAUAACAUUUUCCCUCUUAUUUUUGGCAGCAGCAGCAGUAUGUCAAAGUUUAGAAUUAUCAUCUCAAAUGUUGGAUUUAUUAUCUCACAGAUUUUGACCUAUUUCAAAAUUUUGACAUGGUGGGUCUAUGCAAUAAAGUGGCCUUAUUUUAGUUUUAUGUAGUGCAUAGGUCAAAGCUGUUUAACAGGAUAACCCAAUUAGCUAGCUUUGUAGGUGGGUAACUAGCUCACUGGCAUGAUAUCUAACAUAUAUAGCUGUUCAAAGUGUGUAUCAUUUGGUGAACUCGUAGUACACAUAGUACACCUGCUAUUCCUGUUAAACAUAUACGUUUUCCACAUACUAUCCAGCAAACAAUUCCUCUUCAGUUAGCUACAUCACUUCCAUUCCUUGUGUGUGAAUAGAUGGUAGAACCAAGUGAUUAAUGUCUGAAGAUGGGAUCAGAGGUUAGGGGCUGUCUCCUAUUAAACGAUCACAAUUGUUUCCUUAAAAUGAUCUCGCAGUUAGGAAAAUCAUUAUUUUGGUAUAAAGUAAAAAAAAAAAACUUGUUUUGCAGUUUUUACUAUUAGUCAGAUUUUUGAGAAGUCAGAUUUUGAGAUAGCAAGUAAAAUCUUUGAAAUAAGUCAGAAUUUUAAGAGAGGAAGACAGCAAGUCAGCAUUUUAAGAGAGGUCAAAAUUUUGAUGUAAAUCAGAAUUUUCAGAUAGGUAAGAAAUUUGAGAGUUAAAUCUUUGACAUGACAUAAGCCAAAUUUUCAGAACUUUGAGAUAGUAAGUCAAAAAUUGGAGAUAAUACUGCUACUGGCAAAAAUAAAGAAAAAAUAUUGUAUAAAAUAUUUUUUUUUGUACUUGGUGGAAUUGGGCUUCCAUACUGGAAUGACCGUGGUGGUUUGAGAAAAGUUUGCUGAUGCAUGUGGUUGUGUAGAUGCAAAGUUGCAUGUCUUCUGAGUAGCAUUAUGAUCUGAACGAGAUUUGGUAGUUUUUUUUUUUGUUUGUUUUUUUUUUUUUUUUAAUUUUUAGGGAAUGAAGCAUUUAGCUUCCUCAUAUAAUCUGUGGCAAAUUUUGCCCAAACAGUAUGGCGCUAGUUUUUUUUUUCUUUUCUCAAAUAAGGGCUAGAACGUAAUUUAGCUUAUGUAAAGGUUCAUGUGACUAUUGCAAAUUAUGGAAACGAUUGUAUAUUUCAAGGCCGCUGUUUGCCGAAAGCAUCGUGGUUGGUUGGUUGUUAAAUGGCUGCCAUGUUUCUGCAAUUUUGUGUAUAUAUAUAUAUCUGUAUAUGUACUUAGAGAUGUGCAAUGAUCUCUCUGUCUCUCUCUGUCUGUGUACCUGUGGGAAUAUGUGUGAAUCUAUCUGGAGAUGUGUGUAAUGGGGAGAAUUGCGUGACUGCAUCUCUCUCCCUGGUCCCAUUUCACCAAACAGCAUGAACGUGGCGACAGAAACCAUGGCGAAGGAUCUGCAAGUGUUUUGACCAAAGGUUUAGAGCAGUGAUUCUCAAAAUGCGGUCUGUGAUUCUUAUUUUUUUUUUUUAAAUAGUUUUUUUUUUAUAUAUAUCUAUAUAUAUUUAGUUAUACAUUGUCAGAAUUGAAUGCAUUUCAAAAACAGGUAAGGGCACCUUGCAUUCUGUUGGUGGACCGUUCAGGAACGGAAAGCUUUAUGGCCCUGACAAUAAAUGAAAAUAUUACUAUACUGAUUUUAAAGCUGUUCAGGGGUCUGUGGACUUUAAAAUAAAGCUAAGGGAGUCCCUGACUAUAAACCACUUCAGACCUUGUGGUUUAGAGGGAAAACUUUGCAGCAUUUCAGGGAAGUUUAGAUUCUGUUUCACCCUCAGCACCUCGCUCUCUCUCCCAAGAAUUUAGCCCUGAUUCAACUCCGUUUCAGUUUCCAUAACACAUCCGAUGGGGAUGUUUACACUCGCCGUGCCUUGUUCUUCACAAUGAAGCUUUCCCAAGGAAAAAUUCCCACCUCGCUCUCUCUGUCUCUCUCACACACACACACACACACACACACACACUCUCUCCCUCCUUUUUUUUUUUUUUUUGUUUGUGUGUCUUCACAUCUCUGUACUGUAUCUAACUAUAGGCUAUGCACGCAAAGAAGAAAGGUAAAAGCUCUGCAGUUGUUGUCAAUACAAGCAAUACUAUUCUUAAUCCACAUUGCACUGCAUCUCAGUAGACGUCUACUUAGAGAUGAGAAAUAAUUUGCUACUACGAUCGUUUUGUACACGAACGCUUUUGUACAUCAAGUGUCUUUUGUCAUUUAAAAAGGGGAACGGAAGGAAAAGAAAAAGCGAUGAGUGAAAAGUUAGUCUGUGACUUAAAUAACUCGGCUCGCAGCCAGUCUUGUGUACCCCUCUCGCCCUGACUUGGUUGAUUUAUUAACAUCUGUAUGUACACGUCACGCUGUUGAUUUAGUUCAUGAUUCAUUACUGCCACGUUACACACGAUACACAGCUUUGUGUUGAUCUCUGAACGCAUCCUGUUGUUGGAACCGGUUUCUAAUUUUGUUUCUCCAGUUUUCUGGGACUGAAAUCUGAACCAUUGCCUUUGCAGGACAGCGAGUAGACAUGGUGUAAUAGAGCCAUGUCCUUAUGUAAGCCUGUUUCGAAGGCUGUAUGACUGAAGGGUCUCUUUUUAUAAAGCCAUUUUUGUCUGAUACUCUGAUCACAAGUAGGACAGAAUUUCUGUCACACAUCAACUGCUUAAUAUUUUAGCUUCAUAAUCCAUGAUAUCAGUAAGUUCAGUUAAAAACGUGUACACAUUUAAUUUCUUUGUUACUUAUUUGUUACUUAACAGAAGCAGUCGUUGAAGAGCACAGAACUGUUCAUUUUCUUUUUCGCUGUCACUUAGAUCAAGCCAAAAAAAAAAAAGAUAGUGAAUUGGGAGGAAAAAAUCUGAAAAUCAGAAAGAAGUGUGUGGAAAAUUCUAACUCUAGGGGUUAGUAAGAAGUCGGCUGUGUACUCUUUGUAUUUUAUUUUUGUAAUAAAAUCAAUAUGGCACA
Pangasianodon hypophthalmus (striped catfish) is the source of this 8333-nucleotide messenger RNA. RefSeq names its product WW domain binding protein 1 (gene wbp1). The record is from RefSeq and is a predicted model, not a curated record. Lineage: Eukaryota; Metazoa; Chordata; Actinopteri; Siluriformes; Pangasiidae. The transcript is spliced from 4 exons. The coding region runs from base 139 to 969 and encodes 276 amino acids.